CACUGUCCCGUCCCUUUAAAGGAAAUAAUCACUGUUUACUUUUCCAGAUUAGAAUAAUUUCGUCAUUCACUGAAACAUUUUAACAGCGUUCGUUUCAAUUUCACAUCAGAUUCGGUUUAAAUUUCUCUUCGGUGAUCAUUCCGAGCAGCAAAAAUGGGAGAUAUACCUUUUUCAUGGACCGUUGACUUAGAAUUGAGUAGAAUUCGAACAUUGUAUGGAAAUGGAGAAAAUCCCGUUUUGCCUUACGAACCACCGAGCACUGUUAUCAAGGUAUCGAAAUUCCAUUUAGGUACUGCGGCAGAUACGGAAUGGCUAUUGCAGUUCGAACAUACUAAAAUAUAUGACCAAUCGUUUUAUGGUCAGCAAGAAAAUGCCAUUCUGUUGCUGGAAAGAAGCAACAGUGAUGGGGCAGUCGAAAUUGAAGGCACCGUUUCCCUGUACGACCUGACCACGCACAAACGGUUAAGCAAGACGGACUUUAACAAUUAUCUAGCUGAUGGCGAUUCUACUUUGCCUAUACCACUGGACUUAACAAUGUCUGAAUUUUCUUAUAUAGUUUUCGAAAACUCGAAACUGUGUGUCCAAGGUAAUGUGUCCAUUUCACAUUCUGACGAUGUUGUGGUCAACACUGGGGGUGAAGUUAAUUCAUCGGAGAUACACAUCAUACAGAACAAUCCGUUAGCGCAAUUGUCUUAUGAUUUUUUGUCUCUGUUAGAAGAAGGUACGUUUUCAGAUGUGACUAUAAAAUGUGAUUCUUCAGAAAUUCUUGCUCACAAGAACGUCAUGUCGGCGAGGUCGCCUAUUUUCGCAGCCAUGUUCAAAUCCAGUAUGGUCGAAGGCGAAGGUAACGAACUGGUGCUAACGGACGUGAAGUUACCCGUUUUACAAAAAAUGCUGAAAUUCUUGUACAGCAGUCAGGUGACAGAUUUAGAUUACGAAACGGCUUGUGAUCUCUUGUUUGUGGGUGAUAAGUAUGAGAUUUCCGGAUUAGUUAGAAUUUGUGUGGAAUACUUAAAGUCUAGUUUGACAGCUGACAACGCCCUGGAAAUGUUAACAGUUGCCGAUUUGUACGAUAGUGGUUUGAAAGACUAUGUUAUGAAUUAUAUUAGUUGCUAUUUUAGCUAUUUUGAGGACACUAAUGAAUUGAAGGCAUUGAAAGAGAAUAAUCACACCUUAAUAAUUGAACUAUUAGAGUAUACUAUAAAAUAUCGUUUUAGUAAAAAAUUUAAUGUCAAAAGCACAUUUGAGGAUAACCUAGCAAGGGAGUAGUACUUAUAAGUGUUUGUUGGAUGAUUCAUAUAAUUUGUUUAAUAUUUUAGUUCGAAAAUGUGGACGUCGUAAGCUAAAUAAAUGAUCCGGUUCUUUGCAAACAACCGACGAUAAUUUGCAACACGCCAGGUAAAUUGAAAAAGUCUUCAGUAUUUUUUAAUCAGCUUCACAGUUUUUAGGCUCAUUGCAAUAAGCUCAUUUACAAUUGGUCAAAUCAGAGAAUAUCAUAUGCUUCAAGAAAUAAACAUAAUAUGCAUUCAGAAGUAAGUUGAAAUUUUGAAGCUCUCGAUGUUGUUGUUUUUAUUUUUUUAAUCUCAUGAUUUCGGUAGUAUUCUUGAAACUAAUUGCAUUCAUCAAAAAAUAUUUAAUUCAAUUAAAAAGUAGUUUACUGAUGGAAAAUUUCAGGUAAAAAAUUUAUGCUUUAAGGCGAAUUUUAA
This is a messenger RNA of Parasteatoda tepidariorum (common house spider), 1706 nucleotides long. RefSeq names its product protein roadkill. Gene Ontology annotation, molecular function: protein binding. The record is from RefSeq and is a predicted model, not a curated record. NCBI's taxonomy places the organism in Eukaryota, Metazoa, Arthropoda, Arachnida, Araneae, Theridiidae.